This is a messenger RNA of Soboliphyme baturini, 342 nucleotides long. The record is from the annotation of a GenBank genome assembly. NCBI's taxonomy places the organism in Eukaryota, Metazoa, Nematoda, Enoplea, Dioctophymatida, Soboliphymatidae.
AUGCGUCGUUCACAUCCGAUCAAUCGUUUCGUACGCCUGCUGUUCACCAACUCCCCGUCACGCAUGUUCUGCGAUGCCGAUUGCCGUCCUCGCCUCCACCUCUCAAAGAACCUCGCCAAACAGGUCGAAAUUCAUCGUCUGUUCAGGACUGUACCUUCGUCGUCGGGAAUGUUCGUGUUGACCACGUUUUGUGCCCUGCUGCUUUUCGCCAACUGUCAGGCCCUUUGGAAGGUCUGCUACAAGGACAAGAACUACUGCGGUAAUCGUUCUCUCGUCUCUGUUAACAGGGUUUCGAGCGCGGUCGUUUUUUCCUUGCCAUUGCGGAGUAAACUGCCUUUCUAA